Hydra vulgaris (swiftwater hydra) is the source of this 366-nucleotide messenger RNA. The record is from RefSeq and is a predicted model, not a curated record. Lineage: Eukaryota; Metazoa; Cnidaria; Hydrozoa; Anthoathecata; Hydridae.
AUGGAGAAAAUAAUGCGUGAUGUCAUGACUGAACACCUAGUUAAGCAUAAUCUAUUAUCUUGCAAUCAACACGGUUUUGUCAAAUCUAGAUCGUGUGUCACAAAUCUUCUUGAAGUAAUGGAUAUUAUUACCAAAGCUUUAAGUGACAACUGUGCUGCAUUGCUCAUUUUGUUAGAUUUUGCCAAAGCUUUUGAUCGUGUAUCACAUCUUCUGCUUUAUCACAAACUGGCUGGCUAUGGUUUUGGCAAUAAUAUUCUUGCCUGGCUCAAAGACUUUCUUGAAAAAAGGAAACAGCGGGUUGUUCUAGGAAAUUUCUCUUCAAAAUGGAAGGAUGUCCAUAGUGGUGUACCACAAGGAUCAGUCUAA